AUGGUAGUCGGACGUAUCGUAUCAUACGUAUACAUCGGUAUGGAACUGGCUCUUGUGCCUGUAACGCAGUCCGAGUUAGUCCCAGCACCAGUACGAGGCGCCACCGUCGGUACAUAUCAGUCUGCACUACUUAUCGGUCAGCUCAUUGCGUCACUGAUAUGCCGAGGUACCGGCAAUAUCGACGACGAUAGAUCCUGGCGCAUACCUCUUGGCAUACUAUUCAUCAUCCCGACCAUCAUGUUGUGCGCCGUGUGGUACAUACCUGAAAGUCCGCGCUGGCAGCUCCAAAAGGAUCGGCCUGAAGAAGCUAUAGCAAACUUGCGCCUAUUGCGCCAGGGCAAGUUCACCGAGGAAGAAAUUCAACAGGAAUAUCGCGAAUUCCAGGGCACAUUAAAUGCGACGGCCAAGAGGGGAAGAUUCAUUGAGCUGUUCCAGGGAACUAAUCUAAAGCGCACACUCAUCGUCUUAGGGGUGAACAUAUUCCUGCAGCUGACUGGGCAGAACUUCGUUUCAGUCUACGGCGCCAUCUUUAUCAAGAGCUUAGGUGUCAUCAAUCCUUUCACCAUGACCUCCAUCAAUACUGCUGUGAGCAUCGUAUUCGUCUUUAUAUGUCAGCUCGCAACAGACAAGACUGGUCGAGUACCACUGAUGUUUGUUGGUGCAAUCAUCCAAUGUGGUGGCCUCAUGACGAUGGGCGGUCUCGGAACGGUCGCCAGUCCUUCCUACUCAAUCAAAGCUACUAUCGUAAGCAUGGUGACCGUCUUUGGGGUUGGCUUCCAACUCGGCUGGGCUCCUCUUUCGCAUGUCGUGGCCGCGGAGAUUCCAACUCAGCGUCUCCGCGAUACAACUUAUGCACUUGGCUCCGUCUUCAACAUUGCAAUUCAAUUCGCUGUUUCUUUUUCCAUACCUUACCUACUCAACGAGCCGUAUGCAGCGCUAGGAAGCAAGGUUGGAUUCAUAUUUGGCGCGACCGCAGCGGGUGCUGUGCUGUUCACGUGGUUCUGCAUUCCUGAAUGCAGUGGGAAAACGCUUGAGGAGAUCGAUGAGUUGUUUCUUGAGGGCGUAUCAGUCAGGAAGUUCCGGAAAACCAGAGCGACUGUACCGACAGCCCAGUAUAAGGGUGAUGGAAAGAAGGGUGACAUGAAGAUCGAAUCAGUUGAGGUGUAG
Molecule: messenger RNA, 1167 nt
Organism: Alternaria postmessia
Lineage: Eukaryota; Fungi; Ascomycota; Dothideomycetes; Pleosporales; Pleosporaceae
Exons: 3
Coding region: 1-1167 (388 amino acids)
Biological process (GO): carbohydrate transport; transmembrane transport
Cellular component (GO): membrane
Molecular function (GO): carbohydrate:proton symporter activity
Source: RefSeq, a predicted model, not a curated record